AUUUUCAUAUUUACUAUCUUAAAUUUAACAUUCAUAUUUAUUCAUUUAUUAUUAAUAUGAGUUACGACGUAGAAGAACUUAUUAUAGAAGUAUCUGUGGAAGAUUCUAUAUGGAAUAUAAUCCUUAUACUCAAGAAAAAGUGGAAAAACUUAAAGGAUACCUAUCGGAGGAAAUGCAUUACAAAAUCAGGGCAAGCUGCCAAUAAAACUAAAUCAUAUAUUUAUUCCAAUAUUUUGGAGUUUUUGAAACCAACAAUGGAUAAUAGAAGGACUGAAAGUAAUUUUAAUGAUGAUACCGAUGACGAUAAUAAUGGAAUUGAAGAUGAUGCUGAGGAUGAAGAACAAGCAAAUGAAGAAGUAGAAAAAGAAGUGGAAGAAGAAAGUCAUUCAAAAAAGCCCAGAUUAGGAACAUUAAAAUCAAAGAAGUAUGACCAAAAAAUGUCACCUUUUGAAAAUCAACUUGUUGAUCUUAUGAAAAAUAAACAAACUAACAAUGAUCCGGAUAAAUUGUUUUUACCAUCGCUUUUACCAAAAUUUAAAUUAUUAAACGAAGACCAAAAACUCAAUGCACAAAUAGAAGUAUUAAACAUAUUUCAAAAAAUUAUAAACCCACAACCUGCACCGGCUGCACCUAUUCAACACGGACAACAUUUUUCCAUUCCCAACAUUCAACCGUUUCGUCCAUCAUUAGUGAAUUCAUAUGUACAAAACCCAUCAUCACACCCAAUUUAUACCCAAACGUAUUCAAAUUAUCCUGCCCCUAAUUCCCAAAACUGUCAUUCUCCAUAUGAUGAUAACGGUUCACAAAAUAUCUAG
Metopolophium dirhodum (rose-grain aphid) is the source of this 815-nucleotide messenger RNA. RefSeq lists its product as uncharacterized. The transcript is spliced from 3 exons. The coding region runs from base 57 to 815 and encodes 252 amino acids. Gene Ontology annotation, molecular function: DNA binding. Lineage: Eukaryota; Metazoa; Arthropoda; Insecta; Hemiptera; Aphididae. The record is from RefSeq and is a predicted model, not a curated record.